AUGGAUAGAUCUGCGAAUAAUUCGGCAAAUGUAAUUGCUUGCCAUUGCGACCGGCACGAAACGACUGUCGUCGUCAGAUCGUCUUGGCUUGGCUUACUUGCGGCUUGUCGGACGGCGACGCAGCCAGAAUCGUGCCGCCUUCGGGUGGAAAGCCUCGUCUUCUUCUGGCGCCUUUUCAGCCUCGUCUUUUGCCUUCUUUUCGGCCAUCGCCUCUGCAGCCGCCUGCCCGUCCUGCCGCGUCGACUUCGCCUGCGAACUCGGGCCCACAUCGACCCGCCUCGGCGUGACCGCCCCGUCGACGCCAGCUCGGGCCAGGCCAGCCUGGGCACGACUCGCGUGGACGCGUUCCAGGGCGGCCGCGGCUGGACGGGCGGCGUGGACAGGCGGAAGAACGGCCGCCAGCGAUGA
This is a messenger RNA of Protopolystoma xenopodis, 408 nucleotides long. NCBI's taxonomy places the organism in Eukaryota, Metazoa, Platyhelminthes, Monogenea, Polystomatidea, Polystomatidae. The record is from the annotation of a GenBank genome assembly.